This is a messenger RNA of Penicillium subrubescens, 4123 nucleotides long. RefSeq names its product SAGA histone acetyltransferase complex subunit SPT7. NCBI's taxonomy places the organism in Eukaryota, Fungi, Ascomycota, Eurotiomycetes, Eurotiales, Aspergillaceae. Gene Ontology annotation, cellular component: SAGA complex; SLIK (SAGA-like) complex. Bases 197 to 3625 code for a protein of 1142 amino acids. Gene Ontology annotation, molecular function: structural molecule activity; protein heterodimerization activity. The record is from RefSeq and is a predicted model, not a curated record. Gene Ontology annotation, biological process: regulation of transcription by RNA polymerase II. The transcript has 3 exons.
CUUCUUCAUCAAACCUCUCCGCCGUGCCAUCGUUUCUGGGCUUUCUGACAUUGCCUGCUACGUUUGCGAGAUCUGAGUUUUCAUUUUAUACCUAUUUCAUCUCGUUUACCCCCUUCGUUGUGAUUUCUCGGCUUGCGAUCCGAAGCGUGGAGAAUCGAGUCUCCGCCGCCCCCAGAGCCGGGGUUUUGGAGCGAGCAUGUCGCUCGGUCACCACGCCUGGCCUCCGGGCAAUAUUCGCCCUCCGGAUGAGCAUCAGGACUCCCCGCGACCUGUCAAUGGCUUGGUCAAAACCUUGUCUGGCUCGCGAACCCCCCAAACACGCGGCUCCAUCAGCGCAGACGGUCCGAACCCCGGUAGUAUGACAUCGGACCCCGAUAUCGCGGCCGAGGAGGACCCGCGCCUGGCCCAAUUUCGCGAAUUAUAUCGCAUCAGUGAAGCGAAAAUCAACGCGAUCUUCUCGGGUGAUUAUACCAAGGACGAUGUGGCCGGCGCCGCCAUCGCGGACUCCGAUCAACCGGAUAGUCAACUCGAACGCGUCGAUGCGCCGGCACCCCCUUCGAAGGCAUCCGCGAAGCCUGCCCGCAAAAUGGAUGACGACUACGACGAUUACGAUGAUGACGACGAAGACGCGGAUAUGCCUGAUUCGACAGAGUCCCCUCUAAAAGCAAAGUCCAUCCCACCGUCGCAAGAUACCGCAGUCGUCGCGAUCCCGGUGCAACGUCCUGGCACCGCAGUUUCCAUCAAUGUCGAUGGGACGAAAGAACAGAAGAAGGAGACCGCGGAGGAUAUCCGGAAGAAGCUGGAAGAAGACAAGAAGGCUACCGAAGAAGCUGUCAAGCAUAGCUUCCACACCAUGUUCUACACUCUGGAAGAUGACCGGUACGCGAUGCUGGACCAAAAGCGGCUGGAGGAAUCGGAGCGCCAGGUUGAUGCCGAGAUUGCUGGCCAAACUAGUGGUGCAAACAACACGUCAGGUGGUUCCAGUGGCCAUGGAACUCUUAGCCAGACGAACCUUGGCGCGUCUAGCUUAACGUUGAAGAACCUACUCGCUAGGAUUGAUCAGAAGCGUGAUAUGGUCGAGGCAUCUGACGCCGAGCUUCGUAGUUUAAUUCGUGAGGUCCGGAAGAAUCGCAGCAAGUGGUACAACGAGGAGCGAAUUGGCCAGGAGGAGCUUUACGAUGCCGCGGAGAAGGUCCUUAAUGAGCUGAAAGCCAUGACUGAGAACUCGGGACCCUUUUUGAAUAAGGUCAACAAGCGUGAUGUUCCCGAUUAUCACCUAAUCAUUCGGCAUCCAAUGGACCUUGGAACUAUGACUAAGAAGCUAAAAGCUAUAAGUUACAAGUCCAAGCAAGAUUUUGUGGAUGAUAUUAAUCUCAUCUGGGCCAAUUGUCUCAAGUACAACACCGACCUCAACCAUCCCUUGCGAAGAAAGGCUGUGAUCAUGCGGAAAGAGACCGACAAGCUCGUGCCUCUCAUUCCAGACAUUGUCAUCAGAGAUCGUGCCGAGGUUGAGGCUGAGGAACGUCGGAUGCAGCUUGCUGAGCUCGAAGAUGGAGGCGAGGAGAGCGACGAUGAACCCAUCAUGUCCUCUCGAGGUCGCAAGGCUCCCGGAAAGAAAACAUCCCAGAAGGGUACAGCUCCUUCUCGCAGUACCCCCAGUGGUUCUGAAGGUCCCGCGGGUGCAUCUUCCAGUCAGCCCUCAGGUCCCGUACGUGCAGAUUCGGAUACUGCCAUGGAAGCGAGCCAGAAUGGUUUCUCAACCCCGCCUCCUGGGUUCAAUACUCCUUCUGAUCCAGCCGGGGCCGGUGCAGCUGCUGCUAGCCAGCUGGGUGAUGCCAUGGAAAUUGAUGGCCCAACAACGGACAUGACUGCUCUUAGUGCCCUCUCGGUACCCGGUCUCGAAGUCGAAGAUCCCGAGUAUAAAGUGUGGAAGCAAGUUACUAAGAAAGAUCGAGCUCUCAUCGCUGCUGAGAGACAUCGCCUUCUUAAGGGCGACAAGCUUAACCCGGAUGAACCAGCUCUGCUCCGUAGCAAGGCUGGUAUGCGCCGCUGGCUUCGCCACGAGAAGCAAGCAGCUAAUGAGGGUGAGAAGGCUCAAGAUGCUGGUGCCCAAGAGCCCGAAGCUGCUGGUGCAUCGCUUGCGGAGGGUAUUGAGGUUGAGGAAGACAGGAUGAUUCCUUACUAUUACGACGUCAUGCAUGGUGUACCGGACCUGCCAUCUCGUAUUGCCUGGAAGGAAGAUUCCGAGGGAAACAUUGUCGAUACAUCCGAGGAGUUCCUCCGGGUUCUUCCUCCAGGAAGCUUCAAGCAGCCCGAUAGCAAACUGUCCCGCAAGAUGGAUUCCAACAUGCGGCAGAUGCAAGACACUCGCAAGAUUUGUUCCAAGAUUGGCAUCGUGAAGCAGAUGCAGCUUCAGGCUCAGAUGUAUGCGAACCAGUUCCAAAAGUACAAUCCCGAGCCCUUUGUUGAACAGGACAUUCCACCUCACGUCAUGAACGACAACGGCCCUGUCAUGACAACAGGCGUGUGCCGAGCGGCGCUGCAACGAUCGGUUGCUAAAAUAUUCUAUCACGCUGGCUUUGAGGAAUACCAGCCCUCAGCUAUUGAUGUUGCGACUGAUAUCGCCGCCGACCACUUCCACAAACUCGGUCGGAUCAUCAAGUCUUACAUGGAAACACCCAAGGUCCCCGUUACUGAAACCGAGGAUGCUUCGUCGUCUGCCGAAUGGAAGGCUGCAUACAGUGAACCUGAGGUUGUCCUCCACACUCUAGCUGCUGUGGGCAUGGAUAUCGAAGAACUUGAGCUCUACAUCAAGGAUGACGUUGAACGGCUUGGCACGAAGCUUGCGUCUGCUCACGAUCGCCUAAAGUAUCUCUUCACUGAGCUCCUGCGCCCAGCUCUCACGGAUGCUGGUGAAGAUGGAUCCAAGGCGUUUGCAGAUGGUAGCGACCAGUUCGUUACCGGAACGUUUGCGGAUGACAUCAAUGAUGACUUCCUUGGAUUUAAGGAACUUGGAUUGGAUGUCGAAUUCGGUAUCGCCUUUAACAGCGUGCCACUGCACUUGCUGCCCAGUCGGAUGUUCAACGCGGCACAGGCGCAGAAUACUACAGCCAUCCAGACGGAGGAUUCCUUCCCGCCGCCCCCGCCCUACGCUCGUAUCACUACUGAGAACGUGGGUAACCAGAUCGGGCUGGUUCAACAAUUCUUGAAGGGCAAGCUGGAUGCGAACCAUGACGAGCCGCUCGUGGAAGAUCUCGAGCUGCCCCUCAAGCAGAGACCCAUGCCUGCCAAGACCCGUCUGCCCGCGUCUGGCAAGAUCCCUCCUCCGGCUGGUGUCUCUGGAAACACCUCGAGUCCUCAGAAGCGCCCUGCACCACCUGGUGCAGCCCUCGCCAAGGCCGGCCCCUCAGAGCCGAGCAAGAAAAAGGCGAAGAAGAACAGUGGGGUGGCGCUGGAGAUGCCCAACUUUAACGAGGGGGAUGCCGACCAGAUGGACGUCGGCGAUUCGAAAGAUCUUAUUUCGGAUCUGAAGUCCAUGGACGAGGGCAACUUGCCUGAGGGUGAGGCCAGCAUGACCCAGCAAGAUCAGGCAAGUGUACCCAUGACCAAUGGGACUACCGCCUGAUCGUAGGUAAAUAGCUACUCCUUAGGCAUAAUUGGAACUUGGUAAUUUUUUUGAGCAGCGUUUGACAGUCAUUUCCCUACCUUUCUUCCAUUCAUUCUUCUCUUUCCUCUUUUUUCCCUUCCCUGGUGUUCAUGAAAGCUCUAAUGAAUACAAUCACAGCAACUUCAUGUAUAGUGAGCUUAGGUCUCACUUUUUGAUGACUGGGCGGGAAUCUCUUUGUUUACUUUCAAUCGCCGACGAUACCCAUGGCCAGAAUUAUAGGCAAGAGGGCGGGUCACUAUCACCUGGAUUUCGAUGGAUACUUUUCUUCUUUGUUCCCCCACUGUAUUAUCUUCGUUAUUUUUUACUUUCAUCUUCAUUCUGGACCUGCGAUGGGGUUGGUAGCGGUGUGCUAAUUCUACCACUCACUUGUAUUAAGCUCGAGGCUCAGCGCUUUUUACGUGUACUAUAACAUACCAAAUGGGUGGUUAGUUCAUAUUUUUUGCCUUAUGUACCCGG